GUUACGCUAUUCACAACAACUUACUCUACCACAUCUGCAGCUUUCAAUCCUUUCUAGGAGACGGUCAUUAGCACAACAACCUUUCUGCACAUGCUUCUGUCCCGGGAAGCCGGGCUGGCGCCCGCUGUGGGUGGUCGGCUUGUACCAUGUGCACCAAGGCCGUUCCGGAGGCAGCGAAUUCCGCUGCCGGGCGUCUCUUCAGCGUGCAGUUCUGGACGUUUUGUCAGCGGCGCCCGCCUCAACGGGUGCUCUUCCGCUCGGCCGCAGCGCGACGGGAUUAUGGCAUCAGCGGUGGCAGCUGCACCCGUCUUCGCAGUGCAGAAGGACCUCGCCCUGCGUAACGGGGCUCGAGUUCAGGUCACUGUGGAGCAGACCGACUCGAAUGAUCAGAUUAUCAGUAUCGAGAGCGACGUGCAGGCGGGGCGCCUGCUGUUGCAUUGGGGCGUCGAGGGAGGAAAGGACUACAAGGGGGGCUGGCGCCUGCCGGGAGCUGGAGCUCGCCCUGAGGGCACGGUGCAGUAUAAGGAUCGCGCGCUGCAGACCCCUUUCAGGCUGGACACCAACGGCCGCGCGCGCGUGGUGCUUCACUUGGACGGCGAGGAGGCGUCGGACUUCCUGAACUUCGUGCUGAAGGACGACGCCACCAACACCUGGUACGACAACAACGGCACCAACUUCAAGGUGGAGCUGCGCGCCGACGCCUCGCCCAGCGCGCCCAAGCUGGACCAGCUGCCAAAGGACCUGUGCGACAAGUGGGCCUGGGUGCGCUGGGACUUUGUGGGCCGGCCGCAGCGCUCCGCCGAGGCGGCCGCCUCCGAGUACGACCGCGGCGUCAGCGAGAUGAAGGAGCUGCUGGCGCGCGGGCGGGUGCUGGACGAGCUGUGGCGCGUGGCGGAGGGCAAGUGGAAGUAUUCGGACUACCGCAAGAAGGUGGUGACGCCCACCAUUGGCGACGGCACCGCGCCGCUGUCCGCCCAGCCGCAGGCGCAGCAGCCCGCGGGCGCCCCGGCGGCGGCGGCGCUGCCGGCCAUUCCCGAGGACCUGCUGGGCGUGCAGGCCUACAUCCUGUGGGAAAAGGCGGGCAAGCCGGACGGGGCGGACUUCAGCCUGGACGCGCGCAGAGUCAUCAACGACCAGCUGGCGGCGGGCUCCAGCCUGGAGGAGGUGGCGGGCCGCCUCAACUACACGCUGAAGCAGCCCACGCCGCCGGCCUCCACGCGCGGCACGCCCGCCGGCAGCCGCGCCGGCAGCGCCACCUCGUCGCUGGACGGCGGCGCGGCGGCGGCGCCCGCGCGGCCCUCAGGCCCGCCGCCGCAGGUGGGGGCGCCGCUGGGCACGCCCAAGCGCAACCCGCUGGACAUGAUCAAGCGUACCGCGCCCAACCUGUCUGCCGAGCGCUCGGUGGUGGAGCGGCCGCUGGACUUCCUGGUGCAGCGCUUUGCGGUGGACCCCGCCACCAAGUGGCGCCGCACAUUCCCGCUGGGCGGCAAGGCGGAGAUGCUGGUGGUGGUGCGCCAGGAGGCUGAGAACAAGCCCAUUCGUGUGGACCUGGUGACGGACACGGCCUCGGACGUGGUGCUGCACUGGGGCGUCAGCCCCAUUGGCUCCCGCGAGUGGGUGAUGCCGGACGACGGCGUGCUGCCCGAGGGCAGCAUGGUGAUGCACAAGGCGGUGGAGACGCCCUUCCUCAACUGCGACGACGACGAGUGCGACGUGGAGAUCAGCGGCGCCAAGGUGCCGCUGCAGCGCAUCACCAUCAACCUGCCGGCGGACCACCACCUGGGUGCGCUGCUGUUCGUGCUGCGCUCCAGCGACAACACCAUGUGGUACAAGGACGCGGGCGGCAACUUCACGGUGCCGCUGCCCUCCAAGGACAAGCCUGUUGAGGACACUCGCUCCAUGGACGUCAUCAAGGACGAGCUCAGCCGCACCAUCAUCGAGGCGGAGGUCAACAGCAGCAUGUGGACACUCAUGCACAGGUUCAACAAGGCCGCGGACCUGGUCAGCGAGGUGCUCAACGGCUACUACGACCAGCUGGACGUGGCCGACGCCAUGAGCCGCAUCUACGUCUGGCUGCGCUACAGCGCCACCCGCCACCUCACCUGGCAGCGCAACUACAACACGCAGCCGCGCAUCCUGUCAGCAGCGCAGGAGCGCCUCACCAACACCAUCGCCAACGCGCACGGCCGCACCACGGGAGAGGCGCAGGAGUGGGUGCGCAUGAUGCUCACAACGGUGGGCCGCGGCGGCGACGGCCAGAAGAUCCGCGACGAGAUCCUGCACAUCAUGCACCGCAACCACAUCCCCGAGCGCAAGGGGCUGUGGAUGGAGGAGUGGCACCAGAAGCUGCACAACAACACCACGCCCGACGACGUGCCCAUCUGUGAGGCCUACCUGGCCUUCCUGGAGGGCAACGGCAACAUCGGCGCCUACUGGCGUGUGCUGUCGGACGCAGGCAUCACGCGGCAGCGGCUGGAGGGCUUUGACCGCGCCAUCACGCUGGAGCCCGAGUACUACCCGGAGAAGCGCGACGCGCUCAUCCGCGACUUCCGCAACUACCUGGGCAUCCUCAAGGCCGUGCACAGCGGCGCCGACCUGUCCGCCAGCGCCAGCGCCGCCGGCAACAGGAUCCCCGGCUCCUGCCGCGGCUACCUGGGCUACGUGCUGAGCCACGUGGGCGACAGCCAGAUCCUGCCGCUGCUGGAGGCGUGCGUGGAGGCGCGCACCGAGCUGGCGCUGAGCGGCACGCUGCCCGGCAGCCGCGAGCUGCUGUACCUGGACCUGGCGCUGGAGGACCAGGCGCGCCAGGCGGCGGAGCGGGGCGUGGGCGCGGCGGGCUUCGGCGCCGCCGCCUUCAUGCGGCCGCUGCUGCAGAACCUGUGCCUCAGCCUGGGCAACAACGAGGAGCUGUGCUACUGCCUCAAGGCCUGGAACGAGCUGCCCCAGUCGGUGCGCACGGGCGGGCGGCCCAACAAGGAGGAGGCGCUGCUGGCGGUGGCGGUGGUCAACCGCGUGCGGAGAGCGCUCGCGGACAUCUCUGACCGCACCGUGAACCGCAUCGGCGACGUGUCGUCCGCCUACGGCCGCGCGUUCGGCGUGGAGCACUGGGCCUACGAGCUGUUUGCGGAGGAGGUCAUCCGCGGCGGGCCGGCCUUCGCGGUGUCGCUGGUCAUCACCGCCAUUGAGCCCAUGCUGCGCAACGCCGCGGCGCUGGGUGCGUGGCAGGUGAUCAGCCCCAUUGCGGCCACGGGCCGCGUGGAGGUGGUGGCGGGACUGCACGAGGUGCAGGACAAGACCUACGACACGCCCACCGUGCUCAUCGCGGAGCAGGUGACUGGCGAGGAGGAGAUCCCGGAGGGCUGCGUGGCCGUCAUCACGCCCGACGCGCCCGACGUGCUGUCGCACGUGUCGGUGCGCGCGCGCAACAUGCGUGUGCUGUUCGCCACCUGCCACGACGACGGGCCGCUCAAGCAGCUGCGCGAGGCCAAGGGCAAGUGGCUGCACUUCACGCCCUCUGCCAGCGGCGCCGUGUCCUGGAAUGAGACCACUGCGGAGGCGGCGGGCGCAGCGGACGACAGCUCGCACUCCACAGUGUCCAAGCCCACGAAGGGCCUGAAGAUUGAGGUGCCCAACUGGUGCGGGCGCUGGGUGGUGGGCAUGGACGAGUACAAGGACGGCGUGGUGGGCGCCAAGUCCAAGAACCUGGCGGGCCUGCGCGGCCGCCUGCCCGACAACAUCAACCUGCCCGCCUCCGUCACGCUGCCCUUCGGCUGCUUCGAGCAGGCGCUGGAGCUGAAGGAGAACCAGGACAUCAAGACCAAGCUGAAGAAGCACGUGGACGAGGUGCACAAGCACUCCAAGCACCACGCCGACCACACCACCUCCAACGGGACGGGGCCGUCGCCGGCGGCGCUGCUGGCCGAGUGCCGCAAGCUGGCCAUGCAGGUGGUGGUGCCCAAGCAGAUCCGCGACGACCUGGCGCAAGCCAUGAAGGGCGCAGGCAUCCCGCCGCCCGAGACCGAGGAGCGCUGGGCGCUGGCGCUGGAGGCCCUGCGCGGCGUGUGGGCGUCCAAGUACAACGACCGCGCCUACUACUCGCUGCGCAAGGCCGGGCUGGACUUUGACAGCGUGCGCAUGGCGGUGCUGGUGCAGCGCGUGGUGCCGGCGCAGUACGCGUUCGUGAUCCACACGCGCAACCCCUCCAACAACGACGAGCGCGAGGUGUUCUGCGAGCUGGUCAAGGGCCUGGGCGAGUCGCUGGUGAGCGGCAUGGUGCCCGGCAGCGCGGUGGCGUUCAAGGCCGCCAAGGACGAGGCGGGGCUGGGGUCGCCCGAGGUGCUGUGCUACGCCAGCAAGAGCGAGGCCAUGUACGUGCGCGACAGCCUCAUCUUCAGGUCCGACUCAAACGGCGAGGACCUGGAGGGAUACGCAGGCGCCGGCCUGUACGAGUCCAUCACCAUGGACCCCAGCCUGCUCAAGAAGGUGGACUACAUGGAGGACCGGCUGGUGCAGGACCCCGCGUACAGGCGCGACCUGCUGUCGCGCAUCUGCCGCCUGGGCGCCUCCAUUGAGGGCGCGCUGGGCACGGCGCAGGACAUUGAGGGCGUGGUGGCGCCCGACGGAGCCAUCACCGUUGUGCAGACGCGCCCGCAGGUGUAGACGUGAAAGGCUGCAUGGCGGGUGCCCAGGGGGUGCGGGGGCCGGGAGCUGGAGCAGCACUGCGUGGGCGUGGACGUGUGUUGUGAGGGCCAACGGCUUUGGCCGUGUUGCCGCCGUGUGGCGGGCCAGGCGUGCGUCUGGUGUUCGUGAUGACGGGUGUGCAGAGAGCUGGCGGCGGGGGGCCUUGGUGCUCAUACAGAUGUGUGUGGACUUUGACGCCAUCCUAGAGGAGCACGUGGGUGGGAGGCACACCUAUUUUAUUGCGCCCGUUAUAUGUGUUUCCGCUCUGAUGUAUGGGUGUGUGAUACGUUUGUGGUCCAGCCCAGCGGGCGUGCUCAUCGCUGCCCGGAGUUUUACGCCCGGAGUGGGACCUUGGCAAGAAGAUUACCGUAAUAAGAGUAACUUCGUCUGGCGAGGGCCAAAGCAUUGACAUCACAGAGCCCGUAACAAUUACGAGUUGCACCUGUGUGACAGAGAUUUGUUCGCCGCCUUACAGCGUGAUGGCCCUAGGAGCGCCGACGGAAUGGCUGUUUGCCGGGGUUGCUUGCAUGGCGAGGCGCUGGCGUGGCCUCAUCAAUACGCAAGUGUCGUCGUGGUGCAGUCAGGUACCGCGUUGUGCAGUGUCGCUCGAAGGUGGUGGAGACGUGCGGUGGGGUGUACAGUGCAGCCGCCCUCGCAGCUCUAUCUGCAUGCGGUGUGGGCGGCUGACGGGACGUUUGGCAGACUCGUUGGGUGCGUCAGUGUGGCGGUCAGUUGGAGGUGUGUGUUAAUACUUAGUAGGGGAGCUUCCAUGCGCAUAGCGGUGCACUGGAAGCGGUCACAGGGGUACGACAACAGUGAGUUAGAGCGGAGGGCGUGUGAGCGUGCAGGGUGGUGUGUUGGUAUGGGACAAUUCUAGCGUGAGGGCGCGUUGUGUGUGUGUGUGUGUGAACUCUGGGGACGUGGGCACAGCAUAUGACUUUGACGACUGUGCAGAUGCAGAACGGACACGCAAACAGUGGCAGUGGCAAGGCGGCAUGAAGGACGCACAUACAGCAGUUCAUGCUCCCAUGUAAAUACCUGAAGAU
Molecule: messenger RNA, 5726 nt
Organism: Chlamydomonas reinhardtii
Lineage: Eukaryota; Viridiplantae; Chlorophyta; Chlorophyceae; Chlamydomonadales; Chlamydomonadaceae
Exons: 29
Coding region: 91-4659 (1522 amino acids)
Biological process (GO): phosphorylation
Molecular function (GO): kinase activity; ATP binding
Source: RefSeq, a predicted model, not a curated record